UCUUGCAGGUGGCCGGUUAAUAGGGAACACAAUGAAAGAAGCAGAAAUAAGGAGGCUCUUGGCUGCCAACCUCCUCUGUGUUUUUUCAAUUAUUCUGACAGCGGUUGUUCCGGCUUUCUUCUGGGAUGGAUUCACGGUUUUGGGAACACACUUUGUGUGGCUGUGUAUUUGUUCUGUAUGUGUUAGUACCCUUAAUAUAAUCUUGCACUUAGUCUUUAAACCAAAUCUGUCUCCUAAGAGAAGUUCGUUUGCUCACAAGAUAUCCAGAUUUCUAAAAUGCUGUAUAUACUUUUUCAUGUCUUGCAUACUAUUUCAUGUGAUUACUGUUCUUUACGGAGCACCUCUCAUAGAGUCAGUGACUGAGACAUUUUUGUUUGCAGUUCUCCUGUCUACCUUUACUACUUUACAAUGCUUGUGUGUGCUGGGACCAAACGUACAAGCGUGGAUAAGGGUAUUUAGUAAAAAUGGAGCUAUGUCCAUCUGGGAAAGCAGUCUACAGAUUACUACCAUGUGCAGUAUACUUGGAGCUUGGUUUGGAGCAUUUCCUAUUCCUCUUGAUUGGGAUCGGCCUUGGCAGGUAUGGCCCAUUUCGUGUUCCCUCGGAGCUACCUUUGGCUAUAUGGCUGGUCUGAUUAUUGCACCUCUGUGGAUACACUGGAACCGGAAGCAGCUUACAUACAAAAGCAGAUAACUGG
Molecule: messenger RNA, 695 nt
Organism: Gavia stellata (red-throated loon)
Lineage: Eukaryota; Metazoa; Chordata; Aves; Gaviiformes; Gaviidae
Gene: PIGF
Product: phosphatidylinositol glycan anchor biosynthesis class F
Exons: 5
Coding region: 32-691 (219 amino acids)
Biological process (GO): GPI anchor biosynthetic process
Cellular component (GO): endoplasmic reticulum membrane
Source: RefSeq, a predicted model, not a curated record